Molecule: messenger RNA, 2622 nt
Organism: Pollicipes pollicipes
Lineage: Eukaryota; Metazoa; Arthropoda; Thecostraca; Pollicipedomorpha; Pollicipedidae
Product: DET1 homolog
Exons: 7
Coding region: 726-2381 (551 amino acids)
Biological process (GO): protein ubiquitination; positive regulation of proteasomal ubiquitin-dependent protein catabolic process
Cellular component (GO): nucleus; cullin-RING ubiquitin ligase complex
Molecular function (GO): ubiquitin-like ligase-substrate adaptor activity; ubiquitin protein ligase binding
Source: RefSeq, a predicted model, not a curated record
UGCAGAUACCCGGCGUUGGCGCGUGCCCCACUUAUUCUGAUAUUGACAAUGUACGAGUGGAUUUGGAGUGUAAACGGCAUGAUUUUUCAAAACAAUGUCAAUCGAAUAAUUUUCGUCUAGUUUUCAAGAUAAUCGUGUGAUAGAAACCUACCGUUUUUGGUACCUGAAAAUUAAGCGACACCUACUUGGAGGGUGAAUCAGAACAUAAUGGGCUGCUGGGAUAAACAGUAUGAAUUUCUGAAACAAUAUUCGUGGAAGAGCGCAUCAUCCAAUUUUAAAGGAAACUAUAUGAUUGAAUUUUAAAAAAUGAGAACUAAAUGACAUCUACUUGAGGGGUGCCCUCAAGGGGUGCACCUAUGAAGUCUGUGGGAUUGAUGGAAUCCACUAAAAUUGUUCCAAGCUUCGAGUGCUCUUAGCAUACUGACCCAUAUCCUAAAAAGCAAUUAUUGCAGCCUUGUUUUUUCUCUGCAAAGGCAAAGCUUCAUGAGCAGGGAGACAUUUAAGACAGUGCGUCACAGAAUCGUCAGCAAAUGACGAAAAUUGGUAAUCGUGUAAAAUGUAGACAUUCUAUAUAUUUCACUUUCAUUUAAUGAUGACAUCGACAUUGACCUUGCAAACCAGUGCAGGUUGGCUGCAUGAGUGGCGUCUCGUCUCUGAUGGGGACGUUGCAUCUGCCACAUCACUCAUGACAUCGUAACUGCAGUAUCACGCCGAACAUAAUCGCAAUGUCCGACCUUCACUUUCUGAAGAGGAGGCGUUUACAGCCUCAGAAUCUGGCAACCAAACUGUAUUUGCGCGAGAUCGGCGGCCGUCGUCCACGGCAACCAUACCGCUGCCACCGCACGUUCUAUGUCAACGUCUUCCCGAACUACACGGUGCAGGCCGUGGAGAAGCCUCCGUGCACGCUGCGCAAGUUCACGCCGGACGGGCGGCACGUCAUCGCAAUCUCGGGAGACCAGCAGAGUGUGGAGGUGUACCGGUACAAUGGACCCGCGGCGGCGGCGGCGCUGCUGCAGGGUUGCGCCGGCGACCUCCUGGCCGACGCCGGGCCGGCCGCCGACGCCGCCAAGCGUCGCCUCUUCUCCAGCUUUUUCACAGCGCUGCGCAGCGUGCGCGUAGCACCGCAGGGCGAGAACCUGAACCGGGAGUGCUCGCUCUUCACCGACGACGGCGUGCACGUGAUCGUCGGCUCGGUGGCCAUGGUGACGGACGCGCACGAGCAGCAGACGGCCGGCGCCGCGUCUCGAACCAACGAGUGGGUGGCGCCCGGCGCGCGCACGCCGCUCGAGAACUACUCCCUGCACGUGGUGGACAUCGGGCGCGGCCGGCUGUGCGACACGAUCCACUUCAAGCGCGACAAGAUCUUCACGUCGCACAACCAGGGCCUCUACUUGUAUGGCGACACGCUGGCCGUGCUGUCCGUGCAGCACCAGACGAUUCACAUCUACAGCGUGACGGAGCGCGGCUCCAUCAUCCCCGUGCGCACGAUUGGCCGGUUCUGCUCGGACGACGACGAGCUGUUCUACCAGGUGACGGUUCCGCCUGGCCACAUCCAGCCGCCGGGCGGGGAGGAGUUCGUCUGCGGCCUGAAACACCGGCUGCUGGCAUUCCUGUACCAGCGAGCCGUGCGCAUCAGCGAGGAGGAGGGCAGUCCUUACGAGCUGCGCCGCUUCUACCAGUACUUCAACAAGUUCCGCUCGCUGCGCAUGUGGAAGAUGCAGCUGCUGGACUCGCAUCACCUGCUCAUUCGCUACGCCAGCGAGGAGGUGGUGACAUUCCGUGCAGAGCACAACCAGCAGCCGUCGGUGUUCGUGGUGUACAACAUGGUCUCGAGCCGGGUGCUGGCUGUCUUUGAGAAUACGUCGCCCCAGCUGCUCUACAUCUACGAAAACUUCUGCGACAACUUUCGCAAUGCCCGUCUCUCGGUCGACUCACGCUACACGUGCUCACCGUCCAACAACAUCUAUGCCAGGCACGUGCAGGCGCGCUUCAAGCACACAAUCGAGUCGGCCCGGAACGGUAGCCCAAUGGAGGCGACGCGCCGCCUGCUGGUGCAGCUGCCCAUCUCCGGCCAGUCGUACGCCUCCAGCCCCUACCUGGACAUGCAGCUGUUCAGCUACGACGAGAAGUGGGUGUCGGCCAUGGAGCGACCCAAGCCCUGUGGCGAACAGCCCAUCAGGUUUUAUUCGCGCGACUCUGGCCUGCUGAGGUUCCGGAUCCACGCGGGUGUCAGCGGCCGCUCGCCGCCGCCCCCGGCCGGCGCCUCGCCGCGUCGACUGGUCGCCUUCAUCUUCCACCCGACCGACCCGUUCGCCAUCAGCGUGCAGCGCACCAACGCCGAGUAUGUGGUGAACUUCCACGUGCGCCACGCCUGCAGCUGAGAGGCGGUUCUCGCUCCUGGGCGGCUGGACAGCCGAGCACGCGCGCGGCGCGGCCAACCACGGCCGACCGCGGUGUUAUGUGCGGAUGUCAUAUACACGAUACACUUCGUGAUAGCUUGUUACGAAGCGGUGAUAGCACGUGUUGCGCAGCGGUGAUAUACAUUUGUUUUUUACAGGAUUUAUACGAAAUAUAUUUGCGCAUCAGUGAAACGGAUGUGAGUCAUCGCAAGCCGUCAGCACA